This is a messenger RNA of Cynara cardunculus var. scolymus (artichoke), 1285 nucleotides long. RefSeq names its product vesicle-associated membrane protein 711-like. Lineage: Eukaryota; Viridiplantae; Streptophyta; Magnoliopsida; Asterales; Asteraceae. Gene Ontology annotation, biological process: vesicle-mediated transport. The transcript has 4 exons. Gene Ontology annotation, cellular component: membrane. Bases 294 to 953 code for a protein of 219 amino acids. The record is from RefSeq and is a predicted model, not a curated record.
GUGAGGAGAGGAACUCAAAUUUCUCUUUAUAUAUAUCUGUUUUGUUUAAUAAAAGGUUGACAUUUAUGAUUUUGAACCAUCAUCAUCCAACAUCUUGAAACCCUAGCCUUGGCGCACCUUUUGAUCUAAAUUCAAUCUUAUUAUAGUCGAAUUCAUUACUGAAUUUUGCUACCUCGACCCCUAAUUUUUCUCUCAAUUCGAACUCGAUUAGAGUUCGAUCUUUGCUUGAUCUUCUGUGAUUAAGUAUAAAGAGAGAGAAAAAGGGGGUUGGAGUUAAGGUGAGAAAGGGAGAGAUGACGAUUCUUUACACGCUCGUGGCCAGGGGAUCUGUGGUGUUGGCGGAAUUCAGUGGCACGCAUACGAAUGCGAGCACGAUUUCGAGGCAAAUUCUCGAGAAAAUCCCCGGAAAUAAUGAUAUGAAUGUUUCUUAUUCUCAAGAUCGGUAUAUUUUUCAUGUCAAGCGUACUGAUGGUCUGACUGUUCUUUGUAUGGCUGACGACGUUGCCGGAAGAAGAAUUCCUUUUGCUUUUCUUGAAGACAUUCAUCAGAGGUUUGUCAGGACUUAUGGCCGAGCAGUUCUAUCAGCCCAGGCUUAUGGCAUGAAUGAUGAGUUUUCAAGGGUUCUGAGCCAACAAAUGGAGUAUUACUCAAACGAUCCCAAUGCAGAUAGGAUAAACCGUUUAAAAGGUGAAAUGGGUCAGGUACGCAGUGUGAUGAUUGAGAACAUUGACAAGGUAUUAGAGAGGGGUGAUCGCCUGGACUUGCUUGUAGAUAAAAGUGCAAAUAUGCAAACUAAUACACUGCGAUUCAGAAAGCAGACUCGUCGAUUCAGGAGUACAGUCUGGUGGAGAAAUGUCAAGCUCACGAUUGCUCUCAUAUUGCUCAUCCUGGUGAUUAUAUAUGUUGUCUUGGCAUUUGUUUGCCAUGGGCUUACGCUUCCCACCUGCAUAUAAGCCGAGUGUGGAUUCAGUUGUUGGAAUUGCCAAUUCCAAUUCCAAUUCCAAUUCUGUUUCUUGGAUGGCUUCGAAACACCAUGUGAGUGAUUGCUCCGCCCUCUGUCUCUACUUCACCAGCGUGUGGGAUUGUUUCAUCUUUCGUGUGCGAUAUGUGUGUCAUUAUUUUUUACCGUAAUUAUUUACUGUCGGCCAGUUUGGUUUCCUCUCAUAUAGUGGGUCAAUUGUUUUUGGUAAGAACAAACUCUGUUGCUAUUGUGUAUUAUGUACCAUAACAAGUUUUGCUUUGUGUUCAUCCUAUUUUCGAGUAGGAUAUAUUGAUUUGGUUUGAA